AUGAAGAUGUACGUCCACGGCACAAUCGGCGGCGAUGUCCUCUGGUUUGCCUCCUGGCAGCCGUCCGGCGCUGCCGCCACUGUCGGCGUGUGUAUCAGCCUGUUCCUCCUCGCCGUCCUCGACCGAUACGUCCAUGCGUUGUGGCGUGCUUGCGGCGCUGCUUGGAAUAAGGGCAAGGUCGGCUUCGCUUUGCCCGUGACUAGGGGGGAACUGCCUGCUUUCACUUCGUCCUCAUCAGCCGUGGCGGAGAAGCCAGCGCGAGAGCUCGGCCCCGAUGCGUGUGACUGCGGGUGUGGGGGUGAGUGCGGAUCACCGUCUACUGCACCAUGCUGCGGGACGGGCAACUGCGUACCCGAUUAUUCGAGGUCCAGCGACACUCCCGCCGAGAAGGACGCGCUUGCCUACCUCCCUCCCGCUGUACGGUCUAGCCUCGACCCUGCCCGGCCUGGACGCUGGUCGCGUCCCUUCCGGCUCGGGACCGACGUGCCGCGCGGCCUGCUGUACAUGCUCCUCAGCACAAUUCACUUCGCCCUCAUGCUUGUCGUCAUGACGUUCCAGCUGUGGUGGAUCAUCAGCGUCAUCGUCGGCCUCGGAGUCGGAGAGAUGUUGUUCGGUCGCUUUGGCGCCGAACGAGUAUGA
Cutaneotrichosporon oleaginosum is the source of this 639-nucleotide messenger RNA. RefSeq lists its product as uncharacterized. Gene Ontology annotation, cellular component: plasma membrane. Gene Ontology annotation, molecular function: copper ion transmembrane transporter activity. Gene Ontology annotation, biological process: copper ion transmembrane transport. Lineage: Eukaryota; Fungi; Basidiomycota; Tremellomycetes; Trichosporonales; Trichosporonaceae. The record is from RefSeq and is a predicted model, not a curated record.